AUGAUUACUACAUCGUGUCAAUUUAUUUAUAAACAAAAAGAUAUUCUACCACACACAAUUAAUAUCAUACCAUAUCCUAUUAACGAACAAUCAUCUCCACAACCAAAACAAUGUAAAUGUGGAUAUUAUGAUAAUAUCUAUAAUACACAUAAUGGGAAUUCAUUUAUUUGUUGUAAUUGUGGAAGAAUUAAUGAAAAUAUAGAAAAUAUACCAAAAACACAAGCAACUAUUCAUACUGAAAUACAACAUUCUUCUAUUGAAAGGAAAUUCAUAUUUUUAAUAUCUUUACAAUUAGAAAUUGUUUCAUGUCAAGAAAUGAUUAAAAAGACAAUUAAACAGAUUAGCUCAAAAGGAUAUAAAGUAGCAUGUAUUUUCUUUAAUGAAAAUUCUAUUCAUUACAUUAAAAAUGGAACAAGAAUGAAUAUUAAUAUAAUUCCUAGAUUAAAAGAAAUAAAUGAAUUACCAUUUAAUAUUGAAUCUUUAUGGCUUACACCAAAUAUGGUUGAUUCUAUUUUAUCAAAUUUUAAUGAUAAUAUUCCUUUUAAUGAUUUAAUUCAUUUACAUCAAUGUCUUGAUGAAUGGUGUAAAAGUAUUCAAUUAAUUAAUACAAUUUGUACUCAUGGAAUAGAAGUUGUUUCAUUCUUAAAUACAAAUGCUAAAGAACUUCCUUAUCCAAUUCAGUUAUCUGUUCCUCUUCAUGUAGUAUUUCCUGAUAAAUAUCAAUCAGAUAUUUAUCCAACUCUUCUUCAUUAUAUUAGAAAAAAUGGUGGAUCACUUCACACAUGGGAUAGACAUACAUCACAAACAUUUGAUGAUUCAAUCAAUUCAUUAAUAAAUGAUCUUGAAAUUCCUAGAACGAAUGGUGGGACGUUAACAAUAUUAUGUCCACCUCAAAUACAAAUAAUAAAUUCAACAUUUGAACGAAGUUUUAAUGAUAAAGUCCUUCCCAAAAAAAAAGUUACUUUUGCAUUAGCACCAACAACUCCAAAAAGUCAUUCAAAUAUUUCUAUUUAUUUUAAAGAGAAACAAAAAUAUAAAAAAACAAUAUUGUACAUGCAAUUUAUUUAUAACGAUUCAUUAGAUUAUAACUCUCUUUCAUUUAAAUGUAUUUGUAUAGAAACAAUAAAAUUUACAAUGGUUAAUACAAUUAUAGAAUAUUAUAAUGGUUUAUCUAUUGGAGCAUCAAUUCAAUCAUUAUUUUAUAAUCUUCCAGAUCCUUUAGAAUUAAAAAAGAAUUUAAAACGUUAUUUAACAGUAUUAUCAAAUCCACAUUAUCAAUUUUUAACUUUUUUAAAAAUUUGUAAUUAUUUAUUAACAUCUCCAUUAUAUUCUCAAGCUAAUCCACAAUUGUCAGCAUUAUAUCAACAUCUUUUAUUUGAUUUUGAUCCAUAUUAUUUAUAUUCAGUUUAUAAUCCAAUUAUUUAUAUCUUUACUAAUAAUUAUCAACAACCUCAAGCAAGACAUACUUUAUUAAAAAAAGAAAUAAUUAAACAAAUUGAAGCAUCUGCAAUUGUUUUUCUUAAUUUUGGUAGAGUUGUUAUUCUUACUGAUGAUCAAAAUAUUCAUUGUGAAGGAAAUCAAGUUGGAAUAUUAGUGAAUUCAUUAAGAUAUAAUAUACAAUUUCCUAUUAUUUUGAAUGAAUUAAUUAUUCCUUUUAAUGGAAGUGAAUUAUUAGAAUAUUGUAUGUUAGAUGAUAAUGAAUUAAAUUCAUUUAAAAAUUUCAUAAGUGAACUUAAUCGAUUUGUAUUGAAAUAA
Messenger RNA from Entamoeba dispar SAW760, 1755 nucleotides. RefSeq lists its product as uncharacterized. The transcript has a single exon. The record is from RefSeq and is a predicted model, not a curated record. NCBI's taxonomy places the organism in Eukaryota, Evosea, Mastigamoebida, Endamoebidae. The coding region runs from base 1 to 1755 and encodes 584 amino acids.